AUGACCAGAAUACUCGUAGACGUAGGAAGUGGAUAUUCUGAGAAAUCUCCAUCUUAUUCUUCUUUCUUCCUUGUACUCUCUCUCUCAAAUUUCACACACUCCCUCCAAUUAAGAACAAGAACCACGCAAGAGAGAGAAAAGGAUUCUCUAAUGCCGCACCCACUGAUUCGCAGCCUCCACUAUCCUCUACCAAUCAUCACGCUAUGUUCGAUUCCGACAAGCAAAGAAUUAACGCCGUUGAUCCACUCCAAGUCCACCGUCACUUUUCUGAGUCGGCCACAGCAGAUAAAUACUACUAGUACUAGCGGUAGAAGCGCGAUGAUAAGGUGUAUGGCGAACCCUAGGAGGGUGAAAAUGGUGGCAAAGCAGAUAAUGAGAGAGCUUUCCGACAUGCUUUUAACUGACAAGAUUUUGCAGUACGCUGUCCUUCCCGAAGCAGCCCUCGGCGCCGAUCGAUACCUUUCUUCUCUUACUACAAUCAGCGAUGUCGAAGUCUCCACUGAUUUACAGGUUGUUAAAGUAUAUGUAUCUGUUUUUGGUGAUGAAAGAGGAAAGGAGGUUGCCCUUUCUGGGUUGAAGUCAAAAGCUAAGUAUGUUCGAACUGAGUUAGGUAGGCGUAUGAAGUUGCGGCUGACUCCUGAGAUACGUUUUAUAGAAGAUGAGUCUCUAGAGCGAGGAAGCAGGGUUAUUGGUAUACUUGAUAAAAUAAAGAAUGAGAGUGAGAGAAAUAUUUCAGAAACGCAAGGUGAUGACCAACACGAGUCUUCUAUUUUAACUAAUGGUGAUGAGGACUGGGAGGGUGAUGGCCCUGAUGAUGAAGGCAUUAUUUACGUGAAGUAG
Molecule: messenger RNA, 840 nt
Organism: Ilex paraguariensis (yerba mate)
Lineage: Eukaryota; Viridiplantae; Streptophyta; Magnoliopsida; Aquifoliales; Aquifoliaceae
Source: the annotation of a GenBank genome assembly